GGUGAUCAAUUUUUAAGAACUUUGACAAUGUGGGGAUUAUGGUGCGUGGUGAUUUACUUCGGAGUUCUAACUAAUACAGUUUUGGGGCAGUUAGGGAUUUACGAAGGCAGUGCCACCGGACAUGGAGAUGUCGCGAAAGAAAGGUUUGUUGAGUCUUCAAAUGAUCCAAUUUUACCAGUUGACGCACAAGAGUAUGGUGAAUGCGUGCCGAAAAGUUUUCCAGGAUUACCGUUUAAUAUGAGGGGAAAGUUAUUUACAGAAAUGUUUAUUUGUCCGAACGGUUUUGUUAGUUUGAGUGAUCCCAACAUGCAAAAUUGGCCAUUUACUAUUGGAACGCUGGACACACAGAGAGACUCUGCAUUCAUUGCUCCCUACUGGUCAAGGGUUGACCUACCAGCUUUCACCUCGGGGAAUUCCAGAGUACGCUACAAUGACUAUCAUAAGGAUUUCAGCUAUGACGAGAACGUUUUUACUAAAGUUAACGAAGACGUUAGAAAGUUUAAUAAGAAUGAUAGUUUUGAGGCAACCUGGGUUUCUGUUAUCACGUGGGAAGACGUUCAACCGUUUGAUGCAGGAACAUUUGGCGGGAAAAAUACAUUUCAAGCGGUGUUUGUAUCGAAUGAAACAAGUUGGUACCUCAUGUAUAAUUAUGGCGAUAUGGACUGGGCAGUUCGUGCCCCAAGGGCGGAUUACACUCGAUAUCAAAAUCAAGCUGGUUUACCAGUUAUGGGUUGGAAUGCAGGAGCUGUUGGAUUUGACUACUUGGCGAAGCAACAAUAUGAAAAUUUGCCCUAUUCUGGUACAGUAAACGCCGAGUUAAUUGAUGAUAACAUUGAAGGCCAAAUCGGCACUGGACAAUGGAUUUUUAAUGUUGGUCAAACCGAGCAGUUAACGGCAGACUUACAGUGUUACCAAUGGUAUGAAAAACGAUCCAAGGUCCCUGUGGUUCCUAAACGACAAUUGAGCUGUCCAUCUUACUUCGAUUUGGCAUCGCUUGACGAUCGAUUUAACAAAGAAGCAGCAACAGAGACUAGCGAACGGGUUUGUUUUAUCAAUGUUUUACCGAAAAACGGCUCUGCUGUUCGAUGCUGCUAUGGAAAAGACCAGGGUGCUAGUCUAAUCACGUCAAUGCCACUGGCCGGAAGUGCCCUAACUAAGAACCCCCUAUACUUUGAAACCGAUGACUUAUACGGACAUACAAAAUGCUGUAUUGAAUCUAACAGAUGUAAAGCAUAUUACAGUUUACUUCCUAUUGAGACUGCAGGGUCAUAUGAAGCACCACAUUGGGCUUGGGGAUAUGGAGAUCCACACUAUGACAAUAUGGACCGCAUGAACUACACAUUCAAUGGUUGUGGUGAUUACAUGUUCUUAGAUACAGAUGAUAGUUCCGUUCAAAUUCAAGUGAGCUUCAGGCAGGCCACUGGAGCUGGCCUUGGUACGGUGAUAUCCGCUGUCAUACUUAAUCUGGCUGGAGUUAGUCCAAUCCAAAUUAAUUUAAAGUCAAAUGGAGGGUUGCUAUUUCUUGUCAACGGAAUUGAGUACUCUGGUGCAAGUAGUUUUGGAACGACACCAACUAUAAUAGAGGACAGUGUUUCGGUUACGAAACCUGUUGAAAAUCAGUUAUUACUAACGUCUAGCAGUGGAACCGGGAUUACAAUCAGAGACGAGAAAAAUCAUCUUGUAGUCACCAUUGUUUUAGAAAGGGGCCUUUUUGGUAAAACCAAAGGUUUGCUAGGAAACUGGAGCGAAAAUACAGACGAUGAUUGGUUACUUCCGGAUGGAACAAUCCUGACACCACCACUGACCGAUAAACAAAUUCAUUUUGACUUCGGAGAAAAAUGGAGGUUGAGUGAUUCAGAUAAUCUGUUUGUGAAUACUUCGGUGGAUAGUGAUUUUUUCUGCAGGAACGACUACAUGCCCAUUUUUGCGAACAACGUUACGUUUCCAAAUGAAACGCUUAAAGCUGCCGCGGAAGAGAUUUGUGGCAAUGAUAUGAAUUGCCUCUUCGAUAUUGCUGCUACUUUAAGUACGACAUUUGGACAGACAACGAAAAACAGUUCUGCUGCUUUACAAAGUGAUAACAAAAUCAUUGAAAACCUGGCUCCCGUAUUUAAUGUGGAAGAAGCCGUGUUUAACUUCACAUUGGGUUCACUAUUUGAAUAUACCAUCACAGCGUCGGAUGCAAAUGAAGAUGCUUUUACUAUAAGAGUCGACGGUCUGCCCACAGGCGCGACAGCUGUGCAAACUGGGAACAGUUUAAAGUUUUCAUGGUUGCCAAAUAAUACCAACCCGUUCAAAGUGAGCUUCAUUGUAACCGACUCAAAGAAUGCAUCUACAUCAUUGGUACCUUUAAUUAACAUGUGCGCAUGUCAAAAUGGCGGCACUUGUUUCGAAGCUACAAGUACGGGACUGAAUGCGCUAACCUUUGACGGUUAUGUCCUGCUGGAAUGUCGGUGUGCAAUUGGCUACGAAGGAAACCUCUGCCAAACAGUAAAGGAUUUCUGUGUAACUGAAUCUGGUUCACCCUGUCAUCCACAAGUGACCUGCACCAAUUCCCCAACUGGAUACAUUUGUGGACCAUGUCCCACUGGUUUUGGUGGAGAUGGACAAAAUUGUUCAGACAUCGACGAAUGCGAGCAGAAAAAACACAGCUGUGAAAUGGUGUGCAAGAACAACGCUGGUUCUUAUGAUUGCAGUUGUAAUCUUGGAUAUGUCCUCAAUGCCGAUCAAAAAAAUUGUGAUGAUGUUAACGAAUGCACAAGUGGCCAUGAAUGUGCGCAGACAUGUGAGAACACCGAAGGUUCAUACAACUGCUUGUGCUUAGACAAUUUCAAAGUUGAUCCAAAAAAUCCCCGAAAUUGCAUACCUGAAACUCCAUGCACAGGAAGUGGAAAAUGUGAACAUGUAUGUUAUGUUGAUGAAAGCACGAAAACGGAGGCUUGUUCUUGCAACCGAGGCUAUCGUCUUCAGGCAGAUGGCUUGUCAUGUACUGAUAUUAAUGAAUGUGACGAGUCCACAGAUCGCUGUUCUCAAAAGUGCACCAAUACUCAAGGAAGUUACACCUGUUCAUGUGUUGACGGGUAUACUUUGCAAAGUGAUAGUGUAACCUGUGAAGAUGAUGACGAAUGUAUUGAAAACCCAACAGCAUGUGAUUCUAGCAUUGGCGAAAAGUGCUUCAAUCUUCCCGGAACAUUUAAAUGUGAUUGUAAUGAUAAUCAAGGACUUGUGCGAAUAAACGGAACAUGCCAAGUUCCAACAAAUUCCACUAAAGAAAUAUUUGAGCCUGCUCCAACUCCGCCUGAUGCCACUGAAGAUCAAAUAAGCAAUGCUGUAGAAUUCCGUCUUUCCAAUUUCCAGUCCACACAAUACCAGAAGCAAACCGAUUCUGCAUUCAGAGCAGCCCUGGCUGAAGCCCUCACAACCUACUGUAAUUCAAACGAGGAAAGAAGAAUCGAGUGUGGAUUGCCAAGGAAUGGAUUUGCCUUUACUGAAUUACAUGUGCAUCGUCUUGCUAACAAUCCACAAAAUGACGGAAACGAUGCUCUGAUCUCGUUCUACGCUCUUUAUCCCAAUGGGACCCAAAGUACAGCCGGCGUUCCCGUUCCUCGGACUGUUUUAGUUACCGCUUGGACAGACCGACUAGACAAAAUAAAACAGGACACGGGUCUUGAAAUUUCGCUUACCCAAAUUGAGAAGACAGAAGAAGAGUCGAGUGGAGGAGAGUCUGAUGAACUUGAUUGGCCUUUAGUUCUUGGAGUAGCUAUCGCUGGUGUGCUCUUGCUUGUCCUGGGUGUUUGCGUUCUAGUUCUGGGAUGUGCUAAGAGACGUUCUGGAGGUUUCCCACCUCAACACGACUUUUAUGAACGAGGAAGAUGGUCAUUUGGCGAUCCAAAUUCCCAAAAUUCCAUCACUGGAGGAAGUCAACCAGGGUUUGAUGAAGACGGAUUACCUGUCGAAGUCGGGACAAAUUAUGGUAGUGGAAGGUAUGAGGUUGAUGGGAGUGUAGACCAGGCAUACUAUAACUACUAGGCACCAUGCAAAUAAGACCCAAAGAAUCAAAUGACCUCCGACGUACUGGAUUGUGAGAAACCCGGCACUAUUCGGAAAGCAAUGCGAAAUAACAUACGUUAUUAUGCAAACGGUAAGUCCCUUCUAGAAGGAAAAUAUCUUUUUACACAUUUCCCGCAAUUCGCCGACAUCCAGCACUGUCGGGAGGUCAAAAACACUUUUGCAGUUAAGUGCCAUGAACGAACACGGACACAUGAAUGAAAUACGGACCCAAAAUUUUAUAUAUAUAUAUUAGUAUAAUAGGUUCAAUAUGACGUAUGACAAUUACCACUAGUGCCAGGCUCUUAGUUGACAUGCUGGUUUCGCCAAGAUCUUUGGCUUGCAGUCAUUUCAAGAAAUAUAAAUUGAUUGCUAAAUCGAUUCCUUAAAGAAACCAUAAACUCCUUUUAACUGUUUUUGGAAUACUAUACGUUGAAAUGUCACAAUUGAAGUUCAUUGCCCACGUUCAGUGUUGCAAAGUCUGCUCGCUCCUGAGAACCAGGCACUGGGAAUUAUUUGUCACACAUCACUUUUCAAGAUUAGUUUAGAUUAGAUUAGUCAAUAGGUUUACAUUAGUUUAGCUUAAAUAUAUAAAUUUCCAAUAUAUGUAAUUUAUUAUAGAUCCAACAAAUCUAACACGUUUAAAUAUAAUAACAGCAGUUACAUGCUUAUAAUGCAUCGUUCACGAUUGCCAGAGGGGCUGAAAAUUAGACCAUUCCCCACGGAUGCUGCGUAAAGGUUGCAUAUUUAAUUGCUGGAUAUAGAAUUUCGAUACUACGAAAAAUUUAAAUAUGUGAAAAAGUCGAUUUGUUUUCAAAAAUUCGGUUCUGAUGGCAAGAGCGAACAUACAUGUUGAUGGUAUAAAGCCAUUAGCUGCAGUAUAUAUAAAAUAAAGAAAAAAAUUGUUUUAAUUUAUCAUUAGUUAAUAUAGCUCUA
Molecule: messenger RNA, 4983 nt
Organism: Dendronephthya gigantea
Lineage: Eukaryota; Metazoa; Cnidaria; Anthozoa; Malacalcyonacea; Nephtheidae
Product: mucin-like protein
Exons: 21
Coding region: 28-4029 (1333 amino acids)
Biological process (GO): cell-matrix adhesion
Molecular function (GO): calcium ion binding
Source: RefSeq, a predicted model, not a curated record